GAGAUGAAAGACAGUCUCUUCGGACGUACAUUUCAUCAUGUUUACAUUGCCAAUACUGGUGCUUCCACUGCUCUCAUGCGUAGCAUGGAUCGUCUACACUGGAUACGUGCAUCCCCUCUCGAAAGUCCCUGGGCCAUGGCUCGCAGCCCUUAGCAGGUUCUGGUACAUCUACCACAUGCGAAAGGGCCACUUCGAUCAAGUCAAUAGACAACUUCAUGCCCAAUAUGCAGCAGGACCUGUUGUGCGAAUUGCACCGAACGAGGUCAGCAUUGACUCUCCAGAAGCUGCACAUAUAAUAUACAAUAAUCGACCCGGCCAGCGAUUCACCAAGGUACGAAUAGUCUGCUGGGUACAUCGUAAACGCAUGUCAAGCAAAGCACUGAUCGGCUUAGGUAAACAUGAGAACCUGUUCAUGGAUCUUGACGAGGACCAUCACGCCUCGCGACGCAGAAUCGUCGCCAAUUUAUACAGCAUGAGCAGCAUUCUGGAAUCUGAGUCUUACAUCGACGAUUGCACCAACCUUCUGGAGGACCGUCUGACUGGCUUCUACAAAAGAGGCGAAGUGGUUGACAUUAGCCGUUGGUUCCAAAUGUAUGCUUUCGAUGCACUCGGAGAGCUUGUGUAUGGCGAAGCUUUCGGAUUCCUGGAGAGCUCCAGCGAUGUGGGAGGCUGGAUGGCGCUGAUCGAAAGCUUGUCUCCCUUUAGACAGACUCUGUUGCUAUUGCCCGCGUAUCUUCGCAAACCAUAUAUGAUGAGCGGGCUGUUGUACAAAUCUGUCAAACUGGCCAUCACCGAUAACGCGAAGCGCGUUAACUACGCCAGAGAUCUUGUGCACAAACGCAUGUCUGAGCUGAAAGACAAUGGUGGCGCGGCAGAGUCCCAAGGCCGACGUGAUCUGCUUUCCAAAAUGUUCGAGCUCUCGGCCACGAAGGGUGACAAGGUUGAUUUUCAUCUUCCGGAGAUUGAGAUGGAAAGCUGGGUGAAUAUUCAAGCUGGUGUCGACACUACAGCCAUAGCCCUGCAAGCUAUCCUCUAUUACAUAUUGAAGGAUUCAAGAGUGCAUCGGAAAUUGCUGAGCGAACUCGAUGCAGCACACCAGGACCAGCGCAUUACCAUUCCACUUAAGUACAGUGAUGCCCUCAAGCUACCGUACCUGGCGGCUUGCAUCAAAGAGGCCAUGCGUCUGCACCCCAGCGUUGGCUUGCAACUGCCUCGACAUCCUCCACCAGAAGGAUGCCACAUCUCUGGGUACUAUUUUCCCCACUCCGCGAGAGUCGGUGUCAAUGCUGCAGUGCUGCACUACAACCAAGACGUGUUCGGCGAGGACGCUGCGAGCUUUCGGCCGGAAAGAUGGUCCGCGGACAAUGCCGCGGAGAUGGACCGCCAUCUCUUGACAUUUGGGGCCGGCACGCGGACAUGCACAGGCAAGCAUAUCUCACUCGCAGAAACCUUCAAGAUGAUUCCUCAUGUCCUGCUUAAGUUUGACAUGAAGCUGGCGGAGCCUGGAAUGGAAUUGACGAAGCAGGACUGGUGGUUCCAUAAGAUCAAGGACUUUCGUGUCUCCAUCCAGCGCGAGCUUCGUCCAUAGUCUUGUAAGACUACCUUGGCUCAGCAGAGGUCAGGACUGUGGUCGUCUGCUAGGAAGGGCUGUCCACGCUCCCAUCCUCAAGCGGAGGAUUCUGCCGUCAGGGUCAUUUGAUCCUGCGUCAUUGCAAGACAUACACCGAAGGCGCCAGGCGCAUACCACAAUGACUCCUCACAGCUUGACGCAGUUGAGUAUUGGCCUGACGAAGUAUGGCUGCCUCUCGUGACCCGUCCUACUUCUCGUGCAAUCUGUCUCUUGCCGGACCGCGGUGCGAAGCGAAUGUGUUCUUGCUGGGAUUGCAUAUCUCGAUCCCCCUUGCGCACGAAAAAUGCUUUCCACUACAGUACGCACAGGUCCGCAGGGCGCUGGGCCUCGUCUCCAGGCUUCGGAUUCUGGCUGAGCUCUUGUGCUACACGCCUGGAGCUCCGGUGUGUCUUCGACUCAUAUCGUGGUAGGCAGGGAAGGCAGCGCUUCAUCGUAGGCUGAGAAAU
Molecule: messenger RNA, 2076 nt
Organism: Pseudocercospora fijiensis CIRAD86
Lineage: Eukaryota; Fungi; Ascomycota; Dothideomycetes; Mycosphaerellales; Mycosphaerellaceae
Exons: 7
Coding region: 38-1588 (516 amino acids)
Molecular function (GO): oxidoreductase activity, acting on paired donors, with incorporation or reduction of molecular oxygen; iron ion binding; heme binding
Source: RefSeq, a predicted model, not a curated record